AUGUCGACCAUGGUCAGGCUGUCGUUGUAUUUAUGGUUGUCGGUUGUCUUGCGGACGAUACCGGUCGGGGAGGCUGCCCGAAUACUGGCUGUCGAAACGGUGGCGGGCAAGAGCCACUGGAACUUCAUGAGCUCAGUGCUCAGGUCACUGACGGACGCCGGCCACACGGUGACCGUUUUCACGCCGUUUCCAGACGGUGACCGGGCCAACUACACGGAGGUGGACAUAUCCCGCGACUUCCCAAUAAAGCUUGAUAUGGACUUGAUGAAGACGAUUCGUGAAUUCGGAGAUCCGUUCGUGUUAAUGAAUGCCAUGUCCAGAGUGAUACGAAUUUAUUGCGACGCAAUCUACGGCAACCAGAAACUGGCUGACCUGAUAGGUUCUGAGGCAAGAGACCGUUACGACUUGCUCUUAAUCGAGCCGCUUGGCUUUGACUGCGUUUCGUACCUGGCUGACUCUCUCGGUCUACCUGUGAUCUACUUGAUCCCCUCACCGAUGAUCACCUUCGCCGAGCGACUGUUCACCGGUCACGUGUCCAACCCGGCUUGCGUGUCCAACAUGUUUGCCAGCCACGCCGUGCCCGGCACAUUCGUCCAGAGAUUCGCAAACACGGCGCUGCUGACGUACAGCAUGGCCAAGACUAAGUACGACCAGCUGAUCACCUUGUUCACGGACCCGAGACCGUAUGACCUGGCACCAACAGUCAAUCCGUCCAUAAUCUUCCAGAACAGUCAUUACGUGACCGAGUCAUCAAGUCCGGUCACGCCGAACGUUAUCUACGUGGGUGGUAUACACCUUAAACCCGCUAAAACCAUACCAAAACACUGUUCCAAUUAUUCAAAAGGUAAGAACGAAGGAACUACUGCUUCCCAUUGCCAAGUUUGA
Molecule: messenger RNA, 885 nt
Organism: Acyrthosiphon pisum (pea aphid)
Lineage: Eukaryota; Metazoa; Arthropoda; Insecta; Hemiptera; Aphididae
Product: UDP-glucuronosyltransferase 2B7
Exons: 2
Coding region: 1-885 (294 amino acids)
Molecular function (GO): UDP-glycosyltransferase activity
Source: RefSeq, a predicted model, not a curated record